AUGGGGAGUACCUCCUCCACCACUCCUCCAAAACCACCUCCUGGGCCCCCACCUGCUCAGUACCAACGUCUACCUCCACCAAUCAACUGGCCACUUGGAGUCACCACCCAGGGUUCCCCAGAACAGAGCUCCACAGCCCCCAACAUGAACACUCCAGCAGAUGGUCAACCACCCCAGAGAUUUGGAUUUCCUCCUGGUCCACCUCCUGGACCUCCUCCGCGACGUCCAGGACAGUCUCCCCCCGGACCUCCUCCAGGACCUCCACCCCGGCGCCCUCCUGGACAACCUCUUUACACGGCAUCCUCCAGUCAUGCAAUCUUUCCUUUUAUUGGCCAACCUCCUACAGCUCCAUCCCCUGACUCUUCUAGUCCUCCGCAGCCUUUAACCACUGCUGUGGUAACACAGAUACCACCAUCAUCAGUUCCAGCAACAUCAAGUCCUGCAAGCAGUGACCAAUCAUCCAUCUCUACAACAGUGGCCAGAUGCCUGAAGGUCAUAGAGACCGUUAAAUCUCUGGCUGUGCAGCCACCAGCCAAACCAGUCAAAUCAGUCCAGUUCAGUUUACCCACAGAGUCUUCAUCAGCCCCCAGUUCUCAGAGCUCAGCAGAGAGUGACGAUGAUGUCAAGAUAAAACAGCAGGAGAAGCUGGAUUUGUAUAACCAGAGGAUUUUGGAGAAAAGGGAGCAGCAGUUCCAGGAGAUGCUAGCCCGCAAGAAACAAGGAGAGAGGAACAAGGAUGGCACACUGAUUUCCCCAGGCAAGACGAUCAGCAGUGAGCCCAGGAACGUUUGGAUUUGUGGUCAUUCACUGGUGUAUUGGGCCGAAUCACGAGCCAAGUCUCCAGAGGUAGGUAUGCAGCUGGGAAUGGACCCCAGUAAGGUGACCAUCUGGUGGAAGGGCAUUCAGGGCAUGACGUGGUCCCAGCUCCUGCCCCAGCUCCACCAGCUCAAGGUCACCUGGCCCAACCCAGAAGUCCUCAUCAUGCACCUGGGUGGCAACGACUUAAGCACCGACAGCCCCACCGACCUGCUGGCCUCUGUCAAGAAGGACCUGACCUCCAUGAGGAGCAUUUUUCCGCAGUGCGUCCUCGUGUGGUCCAACAUCCUCCCUCGUAGGGUGUGGCGCCACUCGGCCGACAGCCAUGAAGUCGAUCUGGUCCGAACCACAGUGAAUCGCAGGAUCCAGAACAUCAUCUCAGAACUGGGCGGCACUUCGCUGACCCAUGACAACAUUCGUUGCGGCGCAAACACAGGACUGUACCGCGCUGACGGCAUACACCUGUCCCCCAAAGGCAUCGACUUUUUCAAUCUGAACCUUCAAGAUUUUCUGGAGAAGUGGGAGAUGGAAGUGAACAAGGCCUCUGAGAAAAGUUAAGAGGUGUAUGAGUUAUUCUGUCAUUUUUAUGCUCUCUUUUAUUUCUGAUGAUAGCUAGGCAGUCACUUUGAUUAAAAUAUCUGCAAAGACUUUAUCAUAAAACUCCUUUUAAAAUAUCCAGUCAUGUGUUUGUAGUUUCAGUUUACCAUAAGGAACUGUUAAUCCCUGUCAGUCUGACCUGAAACAAUAAACUUGGUAUUAGCUGCUCUGCUGCUCUCCCUCAGUCUUUUAUCUUCUGCAGUUAUGGAAAAGAUAAACUGCUAAAAUACGCUUUUUGUUAAUGCUGAUUAGUUAACGUUAUACUGCGGAGACAGACUUGCUCUUACUGCAGGUCAAUGUGUUUGAAAUAAAAAUGGGUUGUGCUUUGUAUUUUUGUUUGAAAAUAAAAGAUAAUUCGUCAAGUCUUAA
This is a messenger RNA of Lates calcarifer (barramundi perch), 1782 nucleotides long. Its product is annotated as cleavage and polyadenylation specificity factor subunit 6. The record is from RefSeq and is a predicted model, not a curated record. The coding region runs from base 1 to 1374 and encodes 457 amino acids. The transcript is spliced from 3 exons. NCBI's taxonomy places the organism in Eukaryota, Metazoa, Chordata, Actinopteri, Centropomidae.